Messenger RNA from Vollenhovia emeryi, 1916 nucleotides. RefSeq names its product protein hairy-like (gene dpn). Gene Ontology annotation, molecular function: protein dimerization activity; RNA polymerase II cis-regulatory region sequence-specific DNA binding; DNA-binding transcription factor activity, RNA polymerase II-specific. The transcript is spliced from 3 exons. The record is from RefSeq and is a predicted model, not a curated record. Gene Ontology annotation, biological process: regulation of neurogenesis; regulation of transcription by RNA polymerase II; anterior/posterior pattern specification. Lineage: Eukaryota; Metazoa; Arthropoda; Insecta; Hymenoptera; Formicidae. Gene Ontology annotation, cellular component: nucleus. The coding region runs from base 298 to 1671 and encodes 457 amino acids.
AGGCCAACAGUCUGACCGGCCAAACACUGUUUAUACUUUUCUUUAACUAAGCCUCGGUUUCUAUUUUCGUGAAAAUAAUUCGCACACAUACACACCACAGAAACGCCUGGCUGUUAAAUUGAGUUUCAGUGUUCUUCGGUGCGUACGUUCAACUUUGACUCGUCACAUUGUGAGUGUGGGCAAUAAAUCGGAGCAAUUCUCGAGGAUUAAUUUAAUAAUUAAUUGCAAUAAGUGCAUCCGCACGGAAGGUAUGACAGUUGAGAACUCUGCUUAGUGGUGAAGUACCAUAAUUACAAAAUGUUGGGCAGCGAAGAAGAACUCGAGCCGCAAACACACUCGGGAAUGACGAAAGCGGAACUGAGGAGGAGCAACAAACCGAUUAUGGAAAAACGACGACGCGCUCGAAUUAAUCAGUAUCUCGACGAGCUGAAGAAUUACAUACUCCUUAGUGAAAAAGACCCAACUAGGCACUCGAAACUCGAGAAGGCCGAUAUCCUCGAAAUGACGGUGAAGCAUAUACAAACGAUGCAGCGACAGCAGUUGAACGCGGCCGUCUCCAACGAUCCAGUGGUGCUAACGAAAUUCCGUUCUGGAUUUUCUGAAUGUGCUACCGAAGUAUCGCGAUACGUCAGCCGCCUCGAGAACGUCGAUCCCACCAUCAAGCAACGAUUGGUAUCACACUUGAACAGCUGCGUGAGCCAUCUCCAGCAAAUGGCGCCAUUCUACAGCCAGUACAUGCCCUACAUGCCGGAGCGCCUCUACCCGGAGGUAAAGGUUGGCUUCCAGAGCGAUUUCCAGAAUGGGGAUGAGAAUAACAACGGCAGCGCGAGAAUACAGAUACCGAACGGAGAACGGAUCCAAUUGAUCCCGAGCCGACUGCCGACGGGCGAGCUGGCAUUCUUGGUGCCGCAAUCCGCCGGCAUCUCCGCGAAUUUUCCCUUCUUUCCACCGGCCACGGAUUCAUCCGCGAGAAUCGGUCAGUCGUCGGCUUUUACCGCGGUUCACCGACCGCACACCCCGCUGCUGAGCCCUUCGACUUCCACGUCGAGUUACGGCGACGAGAGUCAUCAUUCGGAACAUCCGCAGGCGACGACGCCUAACCAUCAUCAGCCGCAACAUCGAUUCAAAUUACCCGAGCAGAGCCCUGCGUCCUCAAAGAGCUUCUCGUCCUCGCCAGAGACCCAGAAACCGCAAAUUAGCUCGACUAGCGACCGAAAGUCACCCACAGCGGCAUUCUUGGAAUCUAAGGCCGUGGACGACAAUGUCCCGGCCAAAAAAGACGCCGUGGAAAGUUUGGACAAUGCCAAUAAUACGAACGGCACGGCGAUGCACGGUUUGCGACAACCGCUCUCCGUGAUUACGGACAAAACUUACAAUCGCGCUCCGAGUGGGUUGCUACUCAAGAGAGACGGUCUCAGGAAACGUCAUUCCGACGGGCUUUUGGCGAUCUCGGAUAAGAGACCGAGAUAUCAAGAACCCACUAGUUCGACCUCCUCGAUGAAUAAUACCGACGUGCUUAAGAGCACAAAUGAGCAAUCUCCCGCAAUUCCUGUCCAAGAUUUGCCAGGAAGUCAGAAUUGCCAGACGCCGCGAAACUGCAAUUCAAAUUCCGAUAAAUUCCCACCGAGCCCGGCAGGUUCUUUAAACGGCGAUAUGUGGAGACCUUGGUGAUCGUUAUUAGCUAAGAGUAAAAAAAAAUCAAAAUUCAACAAGUACUUUAAAUAUUCAAUAUGAAGGAGCAAAUUACGUGCUUUUGGAUUCUUAAUUGAAAGCUUACGCUUUCAAGUCGAUCGAUUGGCGACAGUGUGCCAUGAAAAUAUCAUUUUACAUAUUUUAUCAUUUGAUAACGGUUUGCAUAAAUCAUGAAUAAUCGGGGAAGCAGAAUUUUUGCGCGAUGUAUUUCUUGCUAGGCGCCG